CCAUCUACUGUUUAGUAUAUUUUUAGCUUAAAUGGAGUAUCAAGUAGCCCAUAUCAAUGAUCUGACUGAUGGCCAAAUGAAAGAGGUCCGUGUGGGCGAAAUCGGCAAGGCUCUUUUAUCAAAGGUUGAUGGAAAAUUCUAUGCAACCUCUCAUCUGUGUCCUCACUACAAGGCUCCACUUGUCAAGGGAACAUUGUCGAGUGAUGGUCGUGUGAUGUGUCCAUUUCACGGCGCUUGUUUCCGUGUUCAGACUGGUGACAUUGAAGAUGCUCCUUCGAUCGACAGUCUUGUUAGUUUCUCUGUGACCGUGCGUAACGACCAUGUCUAUAUUUCAACCACUACCGAAGAAGUCAAAGCCGGUCGUCGUGGACCUGUUGUUGUGCACCACAAAUCCUCGGCAAAAAAAGCUGUGAUUGUUGGUGGAGGUGCUGGUGGUUUGCUCGCUGCAGAAACUCUUCGCGAGGAAGGAUUUGAAGGAAAGGUUAUCAUUCUUUCAAGAGAGUCUUAUCUUCCAAUCGAUAGACCCAAACUCAGCAAGGCUCUCAAGAUCGAUGCUUCCAAGAUUGCCUUGCGUAAUGCAGAGCACUUCAAGUCUAUGGAUAUUGAUAUUCGUCUGAGCACUACUGUCAAAUCGGUCGACACUCGAGGAAAAACUGUGACGCUCGAUUCUGGCGUCUCUAUUACCUACGACCAUCUUGUCCUUGCCACAGGCGGAGAUCCUCGCGUUCUUCCUAUUGUUGGCAAAGAGCUUGGCAACGUGUUUGUCAUCCGAACUGUUGAUGAUGCCAAUGCUAUUGAUGCGGGUCUGUCAGCCGUCAAUUCUGCUGAAGGAAAGCCCAAUGUUGUGAUUGUUGGAUCUAGCUUUAUUGGAAUGGAGUCUGCCAGUAUUCUCGCCAAGCAUGCUGUUGUGACUGUCAUUGGCAUGGAAAAGGUUCCAUUUGAAAGAGUUCUUGGUGCUGAUGUCGGCAAGGCUUUAAAAAGACUUAAUGAUAUCAAUGGUAUCAAGUUUGAACUUGAAGCUCUUGUCGAUCGUUAUGAGCCUUCUGCUAAAAAUCCUAAACAAGUUGGAUUUGUUGUUCUCAAAAGUGGCAAAAAGAUUCCUGCUGAUGUUGUUGUUCUUGGUGCUGGUGUUUUCCCUCAGACUACUUAUCUCAAGGAAAGUGGUAUUGUGCUUGACAAGGACGGUGGUAUUUCUGUCAAUUCUGGAAUGCAAGUUCCCGACGUGGAGAAUGUAUACGCUGUUGGUGAUAUUGCCAGAUAUCCCUACCACAUUACUGGUGAGAAUGUGCGUAUUGAGCACUGGAACGUUGCCCAAAAUCAAGGCCGUGUAGCUGCACUCAAUAUUAUGGCCAAAGAGUCCAACAAAUCUGAACUGACCCAUAUGAAGCAGAUUCCAUACUUUUGGACCGUGCAGUUUGGCAAGUCUGUUCGAUAUGCUGGAUACGCCACAUCAUUUGACAAUGUCAUUAUACAAGGAUCGAUGGAAUGCGAUGAAUCUGGUGGUGGUUUGAGUUUUGCUGCGUUUUACAUGCGCAAAGGGCAAUUGAUUUCUGUUUGCAGUGUCGCCAAAGAUCCAGUUGUAUCUCAUGUUAGCGAGCUUCUUCGUCUUGGCAAGGCUCCUACCGAAAAACAACUCAAGGACGGUUUGGAUGUGCUAUCUAUCAAGCUUAAUUCUGAUGAGAAGUUUAGUGUGCCUGAAAAAACUGCAACUGCAAUUGCAACUCCAACCACAUCACCACUCAACAUUUUUCUUAUGAUUGCAGCUGUAUUUGCAUUAGCUCUUGCAGCUGGAAUUCCCAUAGUUGAUCAUAUUACAAAGAAUGGCGGAAACCUUUAGUGUAUUUUUUAGUUUACAAAUAAACUUGAAAUGAUAUUCUGUUGCAGU
Messenger RNA from Batrachochytrium dendrobatidis JAM81, 1885 nucleotides. RefSeq lists its product as uncharacterized. The record is from RefSeq and is a predicted model, not a curated record. Bases 32 to 1837 code for a protein of 601 amino acids. Gene Ontology annotation, cellular component: cytoplasm. Lineage: Eukaryota; Fungi; Chytridiomycota; Chytridiomycetes; Rhizophydiales. Gene Ontology annotation, molecular function: oxidoreductase activity, acting on NAD(P)H; flavin adenine dinucleotide binding; 2 iron, 2 sulfur cluster binding. The transcript has 15 exons.